Molecule: messenger RNA, 684 nt
Organism: Chionomys nivalis (European snow vole)
Lineage: Eukaryota; Metazoa; Chordata; Mammalia; Rodentia; Cricetidae
Product: peroxiredoxin-6-like
Exons: 2
Coding region: 1-684 (227 amino acids)
Biological process (GO): cellular oxidant detoxification; cell redox homeostasis
Cellular component (GO): mitochondrion; cytosol
Molecular function (GO): peroxiredoxin activity
Source: RefSeq, a predicted model, not a curated record
AUGCCGGGAGGGCUGCUUCUCGGGGACGAAACUCCCAACUUUGAGGCCAAUACCACCAUCGGCCCAAUCUGCUUCCACGAUUUCCUGGGAGACUCAUGGGGCAUUCUCUUUUCUCACCCACGGGACUUUACCCCAGUGUGCACCACAGAGCUUGGCAGAGCGGCAAAGCUGGCUCCAGAGUUUGCCAAGAUGAAUGUUAAGAUGAUCGCUCUUUCGACAGACAGUGUUGAGGACCAUCUUGCCUGGAGCAAGGACAUUAAUGCUUACAAUGGUGAUGAGCCCACAGAAAAGCCCCCCUUCCCCAUCAUCGAUGACAAGAAGAGGGAACUUGCCAUCCUUUUGGGCAUGCUGGAUCCGUCAGAGAAGGAUGAAAAGGGCAUGCCCGUGACGGCCCGUGUGGUGUUCAUUUUCGGCCCUGACAAGGAACUGAAGCUAUCUAUCCUCUACCCAGCCACCACUGGCAGGAACUUUGAUGAGAUUCUCAGAGUAAUUAAGUCUCUCCAGCUAACAGCAACAAAACGGGUUGCUACCCCGGUUGAUUGGAAGCGAGGGGCCCCGAAUGAUCUGAGCACAGUGGAAGACUGGGACCUGGAGGACUCAGGCCUGAGCCUGGUUCCAUCUCUUCCUAGAUGCCUGACUUUGGGCAAGCGACUUGACCUGUCUGAGUUUGUGGCUUCCUCCUGA